UGGGCUACGUCAUAGUAUAACGUAACGAGCUAAUCCCAUUCGAAGAAGAAGAAAAUAUCUCGAUGGAGGAUUCACCCAGGCGCGACUUUGCUAUCGGUGACACGAUCAUAAAUGUGGACCACGCAGGCCUCAGUAAGUACCCCAAGGAUGACGGCCGACGCAUUCGAGACUUCCAGGACGUCAUGGUCUCCGUGCUUCGCCUUUGCGUCGCAUUCUGUCCUGGCUGUGGACUACCCAGACGUUGUCGUUGGAUCGUGAGGACCUGCAAAAAAAUACCCUUGUGCAUCGAGGUCGCCACGCUCUGCUGGGCGUACUACACGUACAUCUACAUCAUGUGUUACCACCUCUUAGCCGAUCGGUUUCUCAGCAAGUGGGGCAGCAUCAUCGGUUACCACGGGACCCUGAUGAUCUGCCUGUGGCCUUUCAAACAAAUGCUGGUCACCCCUUUAAAGCCCGUCCCGGUGUCAUUCUACGUGAUGCAACGUCCCGGCGGAGCGCAAGGCUCGCGGAGUUACUGCCACCACUGCCACUUAAUAAAGCCCGAAAGGUGUCACCACUGUUCCAUCUGCGGCAUAUGCGUGCUGAAGAUGGACCACCACUGCCCCUGGUUUAAUACCUGCGUGUCCUUCACCAACUACAAGUUCUUCGUCUUGUUUCUGUUCUACUCCGGCGUCCACUGCGCUUACAUGACAGCGACGACGUUCCACAACUUCGGCGUCGACGUUCGGCGAGAGAUCGGCUUCUGGCCAGACAUCAACAUUACCUUUCUGUUCUUGUUGUCUAUCUUCUUCGGCUUAGCCUUUUGGAUGCUGUUGUUUUUCCACGCGUACCUGAUAUGUCGGAACCGAACCACCCUGGAGCUCAUGUCUUCGGAGGCGAACCGGUACAACCUCGGGAUCUGCAAUAACAUGGCCGAGGUCUUUGGAAGGGAGAAGAGACUAUGGCUCAUCCCCGUCUACACGACCUUAGGUGAUGGAGCAUCCUUCCCAGUGUUCCGAGAAAACAUUCACAAAAGGGGUUCUCUCGUGUGACACCGUUUCGUUCCUUUGGGACACUUGCCCUGCUGCUGUAGGGGCACCCAAGAAAAUGGGUGUGUCUUGUACUGCUUUUAAUAUUGUUCGCCUACCUUUUCUCUGUGUGUGUGUGUGUUUUUGUUGUUGCGUAACCGCUAUAUAUAGAGCUUCCUUCGUUA
Ornithodoros turicata is the source of this 1192-nucleotide messenger RNA. Its product is annotated as palmitoyltransferase ZDHHC15-like. NCBI's taxonomy places the organism in Eukaryota, Metazoa, Arthropoda, Arachnida, Ixodida, Argasidae. The coding region runs from base 63 to 1031 and encodes 322 amino acids. The transcript has a single exon. Gene Ontology annotation, molecular function: palmitoyltransferase activity. The record is from RefSeq and is a predicted model, not a curated record.